This is a messenger RNA of Patella vulgata (common limpet), 4696 nucleotides long. Its product is annotated as zinc finger C2HC domain-containing protein 1C. Bases 241 to 2091 code for a protein of 616 amino acids. The transcript is spliced from 4 exons. The record is from RefSeq and is a predicted model, not a curated record. NCBI's taxonomy places the organism in Eukaryota, Metazoa, Mollusca, Gastropoda, Patellidae.
GGAAUGGUCGGCCGUAAACAGGUUCAGGCAUUCAUUAUACAGUUUUGUUUGAGGAUCUAUCUAUUGGCUUAAACUGAGUUAAAGCAAAGGAGUACCGUACGAGCGCUGAAUUACCGAUAGGUAGGGAACAAGACACAGGGGAGAGGAGGUUAGGCCUACUCAGUGUAUUGACGUGAGAGAUGUCUAGAUUAUACCAUAAAUUGUAAAACAAAAGUUAUAGCCUACAGUGCUACAGCAGUCAUGCAGCAUCAAUAUUAUCGUAGGGAUACAUCCCCCUCAAAGAUUCCCAGGCCACGUGCCAAAGACGCGUCACAAUAUAAACCCACAAAACUAGAUUUAAUGAAGGAAGAGUAUCAUCGUAAGCUGAUGAAAGAACGGGAACAUAAAAUCAUAGAAAUGUAUGAAAACAAUCAGAAAAAAGCUCUAGAAAGAGUAUCACGCUUUGAUCAAAGAGGGCAGAGAGGAAAUUCUGUACGGAACUUUUUUGAAGAAGCAAGAGCUUUAGAAGCCAGUGGUAAUAUGAAUGCAAUUCAACAACAUUAUAACCGUUCUAAUAAAGACACUAGGCGUUCUUCUGUGCCAAAUGUUCCUAAAACUUACGGCAAGAGAAGUGCAGGAAAAGAUAGAGAAAAUCUACUUGCUCCCAUCGAUAGGAAACUGAAUGGAGAAAAUCCUUUCAGUUCAAAGCCUCAAAGAGCUCGCCAACCCAUGUAUAGUGAUGGGGAGGUCAAUCGUACAAGUGCAGUUAAAUCUUACAGUGCUCCAGUCUCGAGUAAAUCAAAACGCAUUGAUAUCAAUGACAUGGAUCCUACAAAAACACAUAACCUGGAGGAUGCAAGUUUUUAUAGUUCUGGAUCAAGUUCACCUCCAGAGCUAGCUCAAUUGUCAACACUCAAACGCAAAAACUCUAUAAACAAGAAAGAUCCAUUACCAGGAAUUCCCAAAGAAAGUCAAGAAAAGUUGACAGAUUUUCAAAAAUGGCAACUAGAACAAGUUCGUGCCCGUGAGGAAAGGCUUCACCGACAUCGCAGUCAAGGAAAGAUAAUGGGCUCUGAGAAAUAUGACUCAGAUGAAGGCAUUGAUAGUGAUAAAGAUAAUCAAAUUAAUGUAGAAGAAGAGAUUCUCAGAAAACAGCAAGAAUUAAUGAAUAAAAUAGCUCAGCAACAAGCAGAAUUGGAUAGAAUCAAAACCGAAAAAGAUAAACAGGCAGAAAUGGAACGAAGAGAAGAAGAAAAACGUCAACAGAAAGCAAUAAUAGAAAGAGAGAAACAGCAGAAAAAAGAAAGGGAAAGACAGAGGAAACAAGAAGAGAAAGACAGAAAAGAAGAAAUGAAGAGGCAAAUGCAAGAAGAAAGAAGAGCUGCUGAAGAAGAAGCGGAAAGGAUGAGAGAAGAAGAAAAUCAAAGAAAAUCUGAGCAGCGCCAGGAAUAUGGGAAUCAUACCUAUAGGCAUGAAAAUCAAUCAUCUAGUCAAAACCCCAGCCCACCUCCUUCUCAUAAUUAUAGACCACAUCCACCAGCUAAUAGAAAACCUGCCACAAGACCUCAACCACGCAAUCGUACACCUACAGAACCUGGUGAAGAAAUAGAACAUAUUCCAGGGCCAGAUGUGAAUUUCUAUAUUCAAGCUGCUGCUCAAGAUAAUUCUGGAGGUCAGUCCAUGCAAUUGGGGGAAUGUAGAAUGUGUGGCAGACGGUUUGCUGUAGACAGAUUGGCAAAACACGAAAAUGCUUGCAAAACUGCCCAAAAGAAGCGCAAGAAAUUUGAUCCAACAAAGAUGAGAACACAGGGAACUGAAAUGGCUCCAUAUCAAAAUUCUGCCAAGUCAAAGUCUAAACCUGCUCCAAAGAAACAGAAUUGGAGAAAGCAACAUGAAAGUUUUAUCGAGUCAAUUCGCUACGCUAAGAAGGUUACAGACAUUGAAAGUAAAGGAGGAGAUAUUAGAGAUUUAACCCCUCCGCCUCCCACAGAGAAUCCAGAUUAUGUGGCAUGUCCACACUGCUCCCGUACUUUUAACUCAACAGCAGCAGAAAGACACAUUCCACGCUGUAAGGAUAUCAAGGGUAAGCCUGCUAUAUCAAAACGAAGAUAAUUGCAAUCCCUUCAAAUAUUUUUAUAAAAAUUUUUCGUUUUAAAGCUUAUGAUCUAAUUAUUGCUAUUUAUAUUUUACAUGAAACGAAGCACCUCAAUUUUGUAUAAAUGUCUUAUUUGAAUCUUGCGGACAAGCAAGUUAAAAAACCAGGGUAUUAGGAAAUAUUUUUUUUUUGUCCAUUCUAAAAACAAAUCCAGGGGUUAAUAUCAAGUUCUCUACCUUAGGUGUUUUAGUCUAACAGUUGAGAACAUUGACUGCCGGGCGGCCAUAUGUGACCUGUCACACCAAACUGGGUAUUAAGCAGAAAAUGUUAGUAUUUGAGUUAUAGUCUAUGUGACAGCCAUGAAAAAUAAGCUUAGAUAUAACUAUUGUGUAUCUCUAUUUUCCAUUUGGAAAUAUCAAUCUUUUUAGAAAAGCGUACAAUUAGAGCCUGAAAGUGACUGGUAACAUUCUCUUAAAAACAACAUUUGCAUUACUAUUGAUACUGUGACUUAAACAAGAUUACAACAUAUUUCCUACAUCAGGUUGUAAAUUAAAAACAGAUUUUUAUACGCCCUUUUUCAUGUGGACGUAUAUUGUCGUUGCCCCUGUCCGUCCGUCCACAAUUUGUUUGUGGACACUCUACAGCCACUACCGGUCACAAUUUUUAUCCGAUUUUGUCGAAACUUGAAAUAUAGGUCAAUCUCUCAUAGAUCUCAGUUUCGUUUGAUAUUGGCAUGUAUCGGACCAUAACUUCAUGGAUUAUGGCCCCUGAUUGUACAAAAAAUCACGUUUUUAUCUUGUGGACACUCUAGAGGUAACAAUUUGGAUCCGAUUUUCAUGAAACUUGGAAUGCAUGUUUAUAACCCAAAGAUCUUGGUUCCUUUCGAUAUUCGCGCAUAUCGGAUCGUAACUUCCUGAAUUAUGGCCCCCUGAUUGUACGAAAAAUCACGUUUUUAGCUUGUGGUCCCUCUAGAGGUCACAGUUUUUAUCCGAUUUAAAAUAACGUUUUAGUAUAUCCCGUUACACCCUAAUAAUGUUUGAGUUCGAAUUUUGUGAAAAUUAGACCAAAACUGCCGGACAAAAUGGCUGCCCCUUGUACGCAAAUAGUGUAAAAUAUAGUAUAUCAAGGUUGUGGACCCUCUAGAGGCCACAGUUUUUAUCUGAUUUGGAUGAAACUUUAAAUAUAUGUUUUUAUCAUAAAGAUCUUGGUUCCUUUUGAUAAUCACACAUAUCCGAACGUAACUUCCUGGAUUAUGGCCCAUGAUUGGUCGAAAAAUCAAAUUUUUAGCUUGUGGAUUCUCUAGAGGUUACAAUUUUUUUUCCGAUUUUAGACACCGUUUAGAUAUAUCACCUUUCCACCAUAAUGAAGGUUGAAUUGGAAUUCCGGGAAAAUUCAAAUGAAACUGCCCGACAAAAUGGCCGCUCUUUCUACCCAAAUUGUGUAUAAGUAUAUGUAAUACAAAGGUUAUGGACCCUGUAGAGGUCAUAAUUUUUAUCCAAUUUUGAUGUUACUUAAAACAUAUCUUUAUAUUCCAAAAAUCUCAGUCCCUUUUGAUACUUGCGCAUUUCAGACCAUAACUUUCUGGAUUAUGGCACUUGAUUGUACAAAAAAACAUUUUUGUUUUUAGCUUGUUCUCUAUCCAACUCUUGCAAAAUGUGGGCGUAUCCUGCCUGGCAGCUUCUGUUCUUGUUUCUUUUGAGAAAUAAUAUACGUGACCAAAUGCAAAAUUUCAAAAGAUCUUUAAAUUUAAUAAAUUCUAAAAAUACAAGAUAAUAUGAAUCCUACCUUAAAUCUCAUUUCAUUUUACAAAAUACUUGUAUGCAAAACCCUUUUUGUCAUGGCAACCAUUUUCAAUUAUUUUAAAACAUUAUCAUAUUUCGAUAAAUGAAUGAUUUUAUGUUAUAUGACAAUGAUAUAAUUUCCUUUAAAUGUAAUUUAAUUUAACUUUAACAUUUUGGAUAGUUUUAGUUGUUAGGUGCGAGGGUUGGAUUGAGCCAAAUGGCGUGGCUUCGAUUCCCCACUUGCAUGUGACAAGGAGUAGAGUUGCCUGUCCAACCUGGUGGGUUUCCUCAGCACCUCUCUCUCUCUCCCUCUCUCUCUCCCUCUCUCUCUCCGUGGCAGAAAUAAAUAGGACUGGACAGUCACUCCAGUUAUACUUCAAUUUUAAGAAUUUAGAAACGAAAUGUAUGGCAAUAAAAAUUGAUAAUGAAUAUCCAAAACAUGGGUUUUAUCUAAUGUGUUAAUAGCUAUUUGUGACCAUAUGCUAUUGUGACUUAAUACUCACUUUGGUGUGGCGGGUCACAUUAUUGAAGUCCAGAUGUGUAUUUUCUGACAUUGUUUGGCUGGGGGCAUUAUUCAUAAAUGAUUGCUAAAUUCCCAAUAAUAAAUGGUCCCAUACAUAUGGCUGUAAGUAUGCCUAGAAAUUAUAAAAGGAAAGAGUGUAUUGUUAUUGUAAAUAUGUGUUGUUACUAUUGUUGAUAAAUAUGCUAUUAUGUGAUAAUCUAUUUAUAAAUUAUGAGUACUAUAAAUACAGCAAUAUUACUAUAACUGUAUUGGCUAUAGGUUCUUGAUUCAAUAAUUUUACAUACAUGUGUAUAUAUUUAUAUAUCUCACUACUUAAUU